This is a messenger RNA of Ascochyta rabiei, 303 nucleotides long. RefSeq lists its product as uncharacterized. Gene Ontology annotation, biological process: transmembrane transport. Gene Ontology annotation, molecular function: water channel activity. Gene Ontology annotation, cellular component: plasma membrane. The transcript has 2 exons. Lineage: Eukaryota; Fungi; Ascomycota; Dothideomycetes; Pleosporales; Didymellaceae. The record is from RefSeq and is a predicted model, not a curated record. The coding region runs from base 1 to 303 and encodes 100 amino acids.
AUGUGCGCCGCUGGCCUCGUGCAGUGCAUGUUUCCUGGCGACAUCUCGCUUACCAACACUACCCUCUCACCCGGCACCAGCAUUGCCCAGGGUGUCUUUAUUGAAACGCUUAUGACAGAUGAUCUUGUCUUCGUCGUGCUCAUGUUGGCGGCCGAGAAGAGCAAGGAUAUUUUUGUUGCGCCUGUGGACAUUGGCUUACCGCUCUUUGUUGCUAUGAUGGGAGGCGGUUCACUUAACCCCACCCGCAGUUUUGGUCCUGCCGUCGCUGGCACUCAGUUUCCUGACUACCACUGGAUCUGUUGA